AUGUGCUUGACUUCGAUUUCGAGAAGCAUCUCCCUGUCGAACAACAACGUGUACGCGUGCCUGGUGUGCGGGAAGUACUUCCAGGGCAGGGGCCGCAACACGCACGCCUACACCCACAGCGUGCAGAACGGGCACCACGUCUUCAUCAACCUGCGGACGUGCCGGGUGUACUGCCUCCCGGACUCGUACGAGGUGGUGGACUCGUCCCUGGAGGACAUCAAGAGGGCGCUCGACCCGAGAUAUUCUCCGGAGUGCAUCGCCGUCCUCGACAAGAAUACAACGUUGUCGAGGGACCAGUACGGGGUGGCGUACCUGCCGGGAUUCGUGGGGCUCAACAACCUCAAGUGCACGGACUUCGUGAACGUGGUCCUGCACGCGCUAGCACACGUGCCGCCGUUGCGCAACUUCUUCGUGGAGCCGGACAACUACAAGGACAGCAAGUCGACGUUGGUGCAUGCCUUCGGGGAGGUGGUGAGGCGCGUUUGGUCCCCGAGCAACUUCAAGAGCGCCGUGUCCCCCCACGAGUUCAUCCAGGCGGUUUCCUACGCGUCCAAGAAGCGGUUCCGGCCCGGGGUGCAGUCGGAGGCGAUCGACUUCCUGGCUUGGUUGCUCAACUCCCUCCACCAGGGAUUAGGCGGGACGAGGAAGGCCGGGAGCAGCGUGGUCUUCCAGACGUUUCAGGGGCUCGUGGAGGUAGAAACCCUCACCAAGAAGAAGAAAGCAAUCUUGGACGAUGACGACGAGGAGGGCGGGGGUGGAGUAGGGAACGCUCGUGGAAAGGCAGGGGCGGCGGCGGCGGAGGACGAGCUGGUCGGUUUCGACGAGGCCGACUGGGACAAGAAGAAGGCGGAGGUGCCCUUCUUGCACCUCACCCUUGACAUCCCGGCGACGCCUCUCUUCAAGGACUCCCAAGGGGGCAACAUCAUCCCGCAGAUCCCGCUGUUCAAGGUGUUGGACAAGUACAACGGGGAGAACUGGACGGACGUGGUGAAGGGAGGGGUGCUAACCCGCAAGCGAUACGUGCUGCGACGAUUACCCAGGUACCUGAUCUUCCACCUCGCCCGCUUCACCAAGAACAACUUCUACGUGGAGAAGAACCCGACCAUCGUCAACUUUCCCGUCAAGAACCUAGAGCUCAAGGACUGGCUACGAGCCGAAGACCCCGGCCUGCCUAAGGAGGAAGACUUGGCGGGCAUGUCGAUCAAGCAGCUCAAGGCACACCUCAACAAGUACUCAAUUUCCAGCAAGGACUGCGUCGAGCGCAGGGACUUGGAGGAGAAGGUACGGGAUACGCUCAUCAAGACCGUGCCCGAGCUGCUGGCGACCAAGUACAACCUCCUGGCCAACGUCUGCCACGAUAGCCCCCCAGGGCAGGGCAAGGAGGGGCAGACGGACCCCCUCUCGGCCGGCUGCUACCGCGCUCACGUCCAGAACAAGGCCACGGAGCAGUGGUACGAGGUGCAGGACCUUCACGUGCAGGAGACCAUGCCGCAACUCAUUGGUCUCAGCGAGAGCUAUAUCAUCAUCUACGAGCGGAAACGCGGAGUAUGAUUUUGGUCAAAAAUAGUUUAUCGCUUUUUUUUGUAGGGUACAAUAGAGCGAUUUUUUUUUUUUUACGUAGGAUUGGAACACUGCUGUCGAAGACCCUCACGCCUCCCAAGUCUAGAGAGGCGCAUAGAAUGAGAGCAAGAGAGAGAGAGAGAGAGAGAGAGAGAGAGACAUGGGCGAGACAGAGAAACAUACGAAAGAGACAAGAGAACGGGUAUGUUGCGUGUUGCAGCGACGGGGAAGUGGAGGAGGAGUGAGGAUACCUUUACCGUCCCUUUGUCGGCGUCAUCGAUGCGGGAAAUAUUGACUGAUUGCCUCGUGGAGUAGGUGUAAUCGACGCGGGAACGGCUGACUUGGCCGACCUGCUUGGCGAGAGCUGCACCCUUCGUGGUACCUGAUCCCUCGGCAUCCGCCAUGACGGAGCUGCACCCCCCCGGCACUGACGAUGGAGGCGAGACGCUGAAUCAACUGUUGCGGGAGAGAGAAUCACAGAAAACAAUACAACAAGAACGAGUUCAUCGUGUAAAUGGGAUGCAAGUUCACGUUUCCCUUUUGCCGUGGCGCGGUGUAAAAUUGCGCUACCGCUGCAGAUGGCGAAUGCCUGUUGCCUGAAGCUUGUGGAUUGUGUGGCCUACACGGUGCCUGGAGGGAGUUGUGUGGCGUUAUCGCUGGGCACCGAGGGAGUAUGGUGCCCCGCCGCGAGACGAUCGCUGAGGGCGUCGAAACCUUGCCGUGGCGCGAGAGAGAUGGGCACGAUAAUUAGUCCUUUUU
This is a messenger RNA of Ectocarpus siliculosus, 2319 nucleotides long. NCBI's taxonomy places the organism in Eukaryota, Phaeophyceae, Ectocarpales, Ectocarpaceae. The record is from the annotation of a GenBank genome assembly.